AUGGGACAAAAACGAGCGGGACAGUAUUGGCGGCUCAGACGACAACAGCAGCAAGAAGCCCUAACACAGAAAAUUGCACCGUCGCAAGAAGCGACGAGUGAUAGAUAUGGUAACACGGUCAAUGAAGGUGAGAGUAUAUCCGAAUACGAAACAAAAGCAAUGGAUGGGCUAUGCUAG
Ambispora gerdemannii is the source of this 177-nucleotide messenger RNA. The record is from the annotation of a GenBank genome assembly. NCBI's taxonomy places the organism in Eukaryota, Fungi, Glomeromycota, Glomeromycetes, Archaeosporales, Ambisporaceae.